UCUGUGCCAUAGGUAUUGCUUUAAAAUUUAUUGAUAUAAUACAAUCCACAGUUUAACAGUCAAUCCAUGUCUGUUCAAGUACAGCCUGUCUUUACAGGGGUACAUCACCUUUUUGACAGAUAUCUGGAUUUCAGAUCAUAAAGCUCAGAUCUAAUAAACUUGCAGGAAAUCUUAGUAAUGACAGAAUCAGUUCCUUUAAAGUAUACAAGAUGGACAAAAUGGUUUAAACCACUUUUUUGCUUGCAUUGUGGCUCUUGGGCUAUUAACAUUUGCUCCACACAAAGAUUUCAGACACAAUGAACUUUUCCCUCCAACACAGUGGGAGCUAUUCUACAGAUACCCUCUCACCCACUGGCUCAGCAGUAGCACCCUUCCCCUCCAGAGAAAGGUCCUGUGAUGUAAUCCCACCCACAGGCUGCCCUAUAAAAGACCUGGCUAGAAAAUUACAUUUGCAUUUUUGUCUGGAUCUUCCUUCUACUGUCUGGCAAUGCCUGUGGAUUUCAGCGGAACCUGGAACCUUGUCAGCAAUGACAACUUCGAAGGUUAUAUGGUGGCCUUAGGUAUUGACUUUGCAACACGCAAAGUAGCAAAAAUGCUGAAGCCUCAGAAAGUGAUCAAACAAGAUGGUGAUUCAUUCUAUAUCCAUACCACUAGCACAUUCAGAGAUUAUUUGCUUGAAUUCAAAGUUGGAGAAGAGUUUGACGAAGAAACUAAAGGCUUGGAUAACAGAAAAUGCAAGAGCCUUGUUACCUGGGAAAAUGACAAACUUGUCUGUGUCCAGACUGGUGAGAAGAAGAACAGGGGCUGGACUCACUGGCUUGAAGGGGAUGACCUCCACCUGGAGCUUCGUUGUGAGAAUCAAGUCUGUAGACAGGUCUUCAAGAGAGCUUGAGUCUGUGUGGUGUGCUGGGUCCUGCCUGCAGGGACAGCUCUGCACAGGAGCCUCAUGUCCAGUGAGGACUCCAUGGACAACAACUGACUCCUGUGCCUAUGAACCCCAAUGAUCUGAAGUUUCUGGCUCAAGAAAUAAGUCUGCUGUUGCCAGUGUCAAAGGUCUGAUUUUUGCUAAUAAAUGCCCCAAAGUAGUCUUGA
Molecule: messenger RNA, 1092 nt
Organism: Taeniopygia guttata (zebra finch)
Lineage: Eukaryota; Metazoa; Chordata; Aves; Passeriformes; Estrildidae
Gene: RBP7
Product: retinol binding protein 7
Molecular function (GO): lipid binding
Source: RefSeq, a predicted model, not a curated record